Molecule: messenger RNA, 990 nt
Organism: Penicillium crustosum
Lineage: Eukaryota; Fungi; Ascomycota; Eurotiomycetes; Eurotiales; Aspergillaceae
Product: putative serine/threonine-protein phosphatase
Exons: 2
Coding region: 1-990 (329 amino acids)
Biological process (GO): polyphosphate catabolic process
Cellular component (GO): cytoplasm
Molecular function (GO): endopolyphosphatase activity; phosphatase activity
Source: RefSeq, a predicted model, not a curated record
AUGGCAUCUCACGACUCCCAUCCGCAGGACUCCGAGUCCCCAGAUACCGACUUCCACCCGACAAUAACUCACCAUCCCUCCUACUCAAAUCAAUUUCCACAACAUUCUCGCCCCCUAAUUGAUUCCGCUAGAAACGCAUGGCAGUCCAGAGCCCCUGGAGGUUCCCAACAGGCCUCCAGCUCCCCCGCGGAUGACAUCAAAUCUCCGGGAUGGCCCCAAAUGGCUCUCUCGGUAGCUUUCGCGCCGCGCUUCCGGUAUAUGCUGAUCUACGGCACGUUGUUCAUAUUUGCAUGGAUCGGUUGGCGAAUGUUACCUUCUCCUCAACUACAAGACCAAAACUCGCUAUUGCAUUCGUCCCCUCACGCUGACGGCUUGAUUCGGAUCCGUACACUGGACCCAGGCCUGGUGCCUGGGGAUAUAUCAAAAGUGGAUUCAGGGAAAACGAGUCGGAAACGGCUAAUCUUUGUGGGAGAUGUGCACGGUUGUAAAGAUGAGUUGGUGCAACUUCUUGAAAAAGUCUCCUUCAACAAAAAAGGCGGCGAUCACCUUGUCUUUGUCGGUGAUAUGAUCAACAAAGGGCCAGACAGCAAAGGGGUUGUGGACUUAGCUCGGGAGCAUUCGGCAUCUAGUGUCCGUGGGAACCACGAGGACCGGAUUCUGCUUCUCCGACAAGAGAUGGUGAAGACCAACACUCUCACAACCCCCGAUGAUGGUAGGUACUCUGGUUUCUCAUCUAGAGAACUUACUGAGCGUGCACUCGCACGGUCUUUGAGCGAGGAGCAGGCUCAGUGGCUGGAGAACUGUCCAAUGAUACUGAAUGUCGGCCACAUUCCAGGCAUGGGCCAGUUGGUUGUCGUUCAUGCGGGACUGAUACCGGGCAUUGAACUUGAGAAGCAAGAUCCCUCUAGCGUGAUGACCAUGCGGACCAUUGAUUCUGAUACAAAUGUACCCAGCCCGAAAAAGAAGGGCAUGAAUUGGGCUAAAGUAUGA